AUGAUGGUCAACGGCACCUGUGUUAAUACUCCUACGGUUCCUCUAAACGGGACCUUCGCGGCUUCAUUGACGGGGCUGUUCAGUUUGAUUGCUAUUAUUUGGCUAUCUCAAUCCAUGUACAAGCAAAGGCAGUUCUCAAAACCUAAAUUUCUGUCCAUAGCAGUGUGCUUUACCGAUCUGAUGUUUGCCGUUGUCAUCAUCAUCAUCGUCGUCAUCUAUUUUUUUGUUUUAGGAAUCAGCAAUUCACUACUACUAGCUUCCAGGUGGUUGGGGUAUUGUGCGAUGGGAGGGGACACAGGUUGCACUAUCCGGGGAUUCUGCAGAAGCUCCAUCAUGGUAACUGCGCAAAUGAUGGUGCUGUUCAUGACGAUAGAAAGAUAUAUAGCACUGCGAUUUCCUUUUCGCUACCAGCAGCUGCUGCCACCACGAAGAAUUUUGAUCACGACUUUCAGUAUAUAUGUCUAUUCGAUCUUACUCUCAACUUUACCAUUCAUGGGAGUGAACUCGUAUGGCUAUGACUACUGGUGUGACUUCCAUUGGAACGACACCUCUCCUGCAGGCAGGAGUUUCGUUUUCUACAUACUCCUUCAAGGCACUGGCUGCAUGCUCUUCACCAUUUUCUGCAACAUCUCUGUCAUAUAUGAGGUGCUUGCUAUUAAACGCCGGGUGGACCUCGCAAACAGGAAACAAUCUUUUAAAGAAGAGGUUGAACACAUCAAGUUUAUUAUUAUCAUGGGGCUUGUGUCAGUCCUGUAUAUCAUAUGCACCGCACCGUAUCUGGUAUGUUUGAUUAAAAUAAAGACUUGUAUUUCUUUUUAUGCAAGUUGAUACAGUUACACUUUUCAAUUUUCAGCUACGACAUCGUUCUUUCGUUUGAGUGCUACUAUGACGUCGUUCUUUCGUUUGAGUGCUACACUAUGACAUCGUUUUUUCGUUUGAGUGCUACACUAUGACGUCGUUCUUUCGUUUGAGUGCUACACUAUGACGUCGUUCUUUCGUUUGAGUGCUGAAUGUGCUGCAAAACACUAACGACAAACUUGAUCAAUGCAUUUAUUGAUUUUUGUGAUAAAAGAAAAAAAAAUUUUGGUGGGAAAAUUCUGUUUACCCCAUUUAUCUGGUUAGGAUAUUGUAGGAAAAUGGGAUUCUUUAGUUAAUAUUGCAAGCUUGAUUACAUAUAUAUAUAGUUUACGAUCUUUUCUCGUUAUUUCCAGUCGUUGACUGGGUAUGUUUACAUGUGCGUGUGUGUUGCUAUUGUUUUUUUUUUUUUACACCCGAUGUUACCGGUAUGGCACGCCAAAUUCACAAAAAUGAGCUAAACAUAGUUUCACAGUUGAUAAACUAGGUUUAUCGACUGUAAACUAUAGUUUGCGGACCGUAAACUAUACUUAACGAUUCGUUCAUCUAUAUUUCACAUCUGUAAACCAUAGUUAACGUAGUUCCACACUCCUGUGACGUCAUAAGAUUGUGCAAAGUCAAUAAUUUAAUGACUGGAACAUAAAUUUUGUUGGAGUCUUUUUCAAUAGUUAUUGUAAAAAAUCUUGUUAGCCAUAAAAUAUUUCAAAAGUCUUAGUUAUAUUUGAAUAGUCAAUUAUGCGUUUCAAAAUAUUGAAUCCAAGGACAAUAACUCUGUUUUCAUUGAAUUAUUUAUCAAGUCCAUUAUGCAAUAGAUUUCCUAUAUUUUUCACAAACAUUUUACCAAGGUGAUAAGGAAUUAUUAUCUGUGUCUUUUCAUGAAAUUACAUAAAAUUUUAAUCCAUGAGUGGUUUUGAAUAGCUCAGUUGUAUGGUGCCAGACUUAGGGUUUUUAUGGGGGUAUACAUACUCUGGAAGCUAUAGAUUUGAAAUUAUUAAGGAAAGGUAUGGAUUUUUUUUUCAUAAAUAACUAUAACAGAUGUACAUCUACUAAUAUAACCAGAAAAAAUGAUAUGUAAACCAUGCUAUAAGGAAAUUGUGUCCAUAUUUGUUUGUUUUUUAACAUUUUGGAGAGUAAGGCUAAUUCAAUGAUUUUGCACUUAUUAUACUAAAACUUAAUGAACAUAGUGAAAAUGACAUGUGUUUUAGUUCUUGACAUGUUUCCUGAUAAAUAAAUGCAAUUUAAAAUUUUUGUUGUUGUUUUUAUUUUAAAAUAACAACAGAUAACUGUUUCCAAUGAAUUUCAUAAAAAUCUACAUAGGGGUACAUUACUUCAGUAGUGUCUGUAAUGAAAAUAAAUCUGGAAAUCCUUAACUAUUUUGCCUUUUCUCAUUACUCUGAAUGUUAAUCUAUUGAUUCCAAACAAAAAAAUGCUACCUAAACCCCAAAAAUCCAGGACUAAGGACCCACCUUAACAGAUAUCUAUGUUUCACAAGCGUAAACUAUAAUUAACAAUGAAAACAAUCAUUAGCGAUUGCAAAACAUAGUUUAUCUGAUAAAUACGGUUUCACGAUUGUAAACUACGGUUUACAAGUCUAAACUAUUAUUAAGUUUAUCUGAUAAAUAUAGUAUCACAAUUUGUGAAAUUAUGAUUAACAAUUGUGAACUAUAGUUAACGAAUGUAAAUUAUAGUUUACAAAUGUGAAUCUGUAUUUAUCAGCAAAAUCUAUUGUUAACGUUUAUUUAAAGACAGAUAAACUUGGAUUAGCAUUUGUAAACUAUAGUUUACAACCGUUAAAUAUAGUUUUACGGAUGAAAACUAUAGUUAACGAAUCGUUAACUAUAGUUUACGGUCCGUAAACUAUAGUUUACAGUCGAUACACCUAGUUUAUCAACUGUGAAACUAUGUUUAGCUCAUUGUUGUGAAUUUGGCGUGCCAUAUACCGGUGUUAUUUAUAGUUUUAAUCAAAGGUUUGUCUUUAAAACCACAAGUUAUUAAUAUGACUAUUGCCUACUUACGCUGAUUACUUCAGUAGCAUGGUGUUCAUCCACAUAUAUUUGUGUAUAUAGCGAUUUUCUAAUGUGAUGUACAAACACGUUGUUCGUGUUAGGUGCCAUAUUUGUUUUAUUAUAAAAGUCAGAGCUGGGGCCACGUCGAUUUCUAUUUGACCCCGAUCUUGGGGUCAAAGUUGUUUAGGUUGGAGACGGCUUUUUUUGUUUGUUUUUUACUACGAAGAGUACCUCUAAUGUAAGUGUUUAAUCUUUAUUAUAAUUGGAUUUAUUGACUCGAUUUUAAGUUAUUUCAGUUAUAGAUAAACGAUAUAGUCCCGUAGAAUACUUAGCCGGGGUUGGUUCGAUGGGGAUUAGGAUUGUCCGGGGAAAGUUAGAGUUGACCCGUCUGUACGUGUGUUGCCCCGUUCCUGGUGGGGUUGUCCCGUCUGUUACCCCGGACUCAAGAAAAAGUAUACAAGUCAGAAUCCGACAAGAUUCUGGGAGAUAGCUAAUUUUACUUUACGGAUAGGACGUUCCAGGUGUUGCCUGAUAAGGCUGAUCUGGAGAUUACAGUAAUUAAUUAGGAUUAGAUUAGGUAAUUACUUAGGUUAAGAAUCAUUCCCAGUUACCUGUGUUCAGAAUUACUGGUGUUAUUUAUCAUUUCCAUUAGUGGAACUCUUCAAAUUAAAGGCGCGUAAAGUCGUGCUACCGGGACAAGAUACGUAAACAUUAUUUAGGCAUACGUAAUGUAUUUAUGGUAUCGAAUACAUAUUACAUGUAUAACAGACUGCAAACCACGACACUGAUUAAAAUUCUAAAGGCAUUUAGGAAUUGAUUAUUCUUACAAGAAAACAGGCGAACUUAUUAAGCUAUGUGAGGGAGUGCAGGUACUAAAUCUGCCAAAUGUGACCGAUAUAAAGCAUCGAUCGCAAGAAGAACUGUGAAGGGAAAAACCAAUAUGCACAUCCGACACAAUAACUUUUCUUGUAAUUAAUGGAAUUCCUAUUUUAUUAAAAUUAUUCUGUGAGACUAUGAAGACAUUCUAUUUUAUCCUACAAUUUGGACAGGUUCAUAUGGCAUGGAUGUUGUGUAAAUCGGAUUUGGAUUUGAGGCAAAUUCUGUGAAUCGCGUUAGCGAUUCACAGAGAAUUUGCCUCAAAUCCAAAUCCGUUCAUAUUGACCAUGAACAGCUCAAAAGUGAUGUUCAUUUCUUAUAUUUAUAUUCAUUUACUAAAACACCGUUUGUUUACAUUCCUUCUAUUUUGUUGCAUAAAAUGAACUCCUAGCCUCUGUCACAGUAGUUAUUGUGACGUACGUCAACACAUAGACAUGACGUCACAUUUCGUCUCACCCUGCCUUUUAUCAACAUUGCAAGGUGCACUGUAUUUUGGAGGUAGGAGACCGCAAGAUUGAGAUGAUAAUCCACGUAAGUUUACAAUCUUAAUCCAAAGGUGUGACUUGAGAGAUCUUUGUAACAGAUGUUCUAUUUUUUUUCCAAACCAUUACGCUCUCUCAGUCGCGUGCUUUAAGCUAGUUCAUAAUCCGUUCAUAGUCAAUGUGAACGGAUUGUGUCGCGCGCUGAAAUUGGUUGGUUCAUAGAGGAAAAUGUGAUUUGCAAUAUAAAUAUAUAAUGAUAGUCUUUGCAUGUAGUUUACUGAAUUGUGUACUUAACAAUAUCCGUACAUACAGCAAUAUAAAUUCAUAAAAUUGUAUAAUUGUAUUCUAAGUUGCUCGAAUAACUUCCAUUUUGUCAAAAAACAUUUCAACAUAGAACUUUGUUUCUAAUAGCAAAUUUCAAUUCUAUAUUGUAUACAAUAACAACGUCAGCUUAAAGUUAUUUAACACAAGUGUUUUGUUCUGACAUCUGCAACAAUAUAUAUAAUAUUUAAGGUGGUAAUUAAUAAUGUUACUAAAUUCAUUAUCAGCACAUCCAAGAAUACAUUCUUUUUACAAGUUACAACAUCAAAAGAAAACAUGUCACUGAUUCAUUUAUUUACGUUCCUUAUAAAUAAUUGAACUAGUUCACAUUCAUACAAUAGAUGUUCAAUACUUUCUCUUUGUUGGCUACAUAAUGUACAUAGAUCUGCAUCUGACUUGUGAAUAAUUUUUAAGAAUGUGUUAGUAGUCAAAAUGCAAUAUCCUAUGGUUAACAAGAUAUUGAAACCAUUGUAUUUUUUCCUUUAAGUAAUAAAAGUACAGUAGUAUUAAUGUUUUUCCAUUCAACUUGUAAAAUUUGAAACUUUUCAUUCCAUUUUAAUUGGCCUGUAGGUUUUACUUCAUUAUCAUUAAGAGUAUUAUAAUUUUUUAAAUUUCCAUUUUUGUCUAAAAUCAAAGGAAUUAAAUGUGUUGGAAUAAAAGGUUCUGUUAAUUUACUCAGUUGAUCAAUCGUAUGAUGUUUCAUUAUUUUCUUUACUACAUUGACUUUGGUUACACUUAAAUAUUCUUAAAAAAUGGUUUCUACUUUGUUAUAAAUAAAUGUAAAUUUGUUGUAUUCCAUUAUUUUUCCAUCAUCGUCUAAUAAUGAAUUAGGGAAGUUGAUAUUAUUUUCACUCCAUGCCUUCAAAAAUAUUAUUUUAUUAUUUACCUUUAAGUUCUCGUUAUACCAUAGAACACUAGAAGACAAUUGUUCUUGAGUGAUGUUAUUAUCAUGCGCAUAACAAUCAACAAGUUUAUUCCAGGAUUGAAAUACAUCAAACCAAAACUGAUUCUUAGAUUUCUUCACUUUCUGUAAAGCAUAAAGUGACCCUAAAUUAAUAACGUGACUGAUAUCAAUAUCUGUACCUAUCACUGAUUGUCAUUUGGCAGAACACUUGAGUAAUUCUCUAACCCAGGAUAUUUUCAUGGUGUCUAUAAAAUUCUCAAUAUCAAUCAUUUUAAGUCCCCCUUUUUCAUAAUUCUGAGUGACUACUUUAUUCUAAAUUUUAGAAAUAGGACUCUUCCAUAGGAAUUCAAACAUAAUCUGAUUUAGUUGUUUAAUAAUAUCUUUCGAUGGAUUGGGUAAAGCAAUACUUAGAGUUUAGAUAUAGCAAGUGACUUAAUAACAGAGGUACGACCAAUAGGAUAUAGCAAAAAUUUAGAGAUUCACAAUACAUGAGUGCGAGGAGCAGUAUGCUAUGUAAUAUAAGAAAUGAUAUUAAACAGUAUUUAUCCCUCAUCUAGACAGUUGCUUCAAAACAAAAGUGGGUUAUUCAACCUACAAAAAAAAAGAAAAGAAAAAGGAAUAUUAUUAUAUAAUUUUGUGCAAAUUAUGCAGAUA
This is a messenger RNA of Ostrea edulis (European flat oyster), 6098 nucleotides long. RefSeq names its product prostaglandin E2 receptor EP4 subtype-like. Bases 1 to 828 code for a protein of 275 amino acids. Lineage: Eukaryota; Metazoa; Mollusca; Bivalvia; Ostreida; Ostreidae. Gene Ontology annotation, biological process: adenylate cyclase-activating G protein-coupled receptor signaling pathway; positive regulation of cytosolic calcium ion concentration; inflammatory response. The record is from RefSeq and is a predicted model, not a curated record. Gene Ontology annotation, cellular component: plasma membrane. The transcript has 4 exons. Gene Ontology annotation, molecular function: G protein-coupled receptor activity.